AUGGCUUCUGUUAACUCUCCCAUUUGCAAAGAUUAUUGGUUGAAUAUUGUUAACACAGAAGCUGUAAUGCCUGCUCUUCCAAUGCAGCAGCACAUCCUUCCUCUGUCAAAUCUUGAUCUCCUUAUUCCUCCCGUUUAUGUGUAUGUGUUUUUCUGUUAUAAAAAUCCCUUUCCUAGGACUUUUGCAUCAGCAAUAUCUCAUCUGAAGGCUUCCCUCUCGAGGGUGUUGGUGCCCUAUUAUGCAUUUGCAGGAAGAUUGGUAAUAGAUAGUAUUGGCCCACCAAAGGUCCAUUGCAAUAACAAGGGAGUUCGCUUCACCCAAGCUUAUGCUGCACCUCCUCUUUCUCAUUUGAAUUUAUACAACCCUGACGAGUCUGUACAGGGAAAGCUUGUUCCUCUGCCUUCAAUGCCUUUUCAAGAAGAUGGCACACCUGUCUUCCGUAUACAGGUUUCAGAGUUUAGCUGUGGAGAUAUCGUUAUUGGCUUCACAUUCGACCACAGAAUUGUAGAUGUAUACUCUGCAAACAUGUUUUUCGUAAGUUGGGCAAAGCUUUGGAGGAACGACUCAACUGUUUCUCCGACUCCAAGCUUUACACGCUCCAUUUUGUGCCCUACAGAUUCCCCUGCUUAUUCUCCUGAAAUUGAGAAUAUGUAUGUGAGGUAUACUUCACAAGAAUCAUACAAAGAAAAUCCGCACCCGCCUUGUUUGUCAAGUAGAAUUUACUAUCUAGAUGUUAAGAACAUUAAGAAUCUCCAAUUUAAUGCAAACAAAGAUGGUAACAAGUACACCAAAUUAGAGGUAUUCAAUGCUUACUUAUGGAAGCUACUGAUAUGCACCCAGAACGUCAAGGACACAGAAAACUGUAAAAUAGGAAUAGCUGUAGAUGGCCGCCCACGCUUAAGCGAGAUUGAAGUUUCUACUAACUACUUUGGCAAUGUUAUAGGCUUGCCCUUUGCUGAAUCUAACGCCUACUGUAUAAAAACGAUAUCACUUUGUUGGAGUGCAGGGUUGAUUCAUGAUGCCAUACAAAGUGUAGCAAAUAAGGAGCACUUUAAAAGCUUAAUUGACUUCGUGGAGACAAUAAAGCUAACACCUGUCUUAGCAAAGAUUUACUGCAGAGAAAAUGGCAUGCAGUCAUCUGGGCCUGCAGUUGUGGUGUCUUCUGGAGUGAGGUUUCCUUUGUAUGAGGUUGAUUAUGGAUGGGGAAAACCUACGUUUGGAUGCUACCAUUUCCCUUGGGGUGGUGAAGCAGGAUAUGUCAUGCCAAGUCAUAGUCCUGCAGGAGACGGUAGUUGGUUAGUAUACGUGCAUCUUCCAAAGGAACAGUUAAAUGCAAUUGAAUCUGAUCCCAAUUGCAUUCUACUCCCAAUCGCACAAGAUCUCUUACAUUUGGCUUAG
Molecule: messenger RNA, 1398 nt
Organism: Cryptomeria japonica (Japanese cedar)
Lineage: Eukaryota; Viridiplantae; Streptophyta; Pinopsida; Cupressales; Cupressaceae
Product: coniferyl alcohol acyltransferase-like
Exons: 2
Coding region: 1-1398 (465 amino acids)
Molecular function (GO): acyltransferase activity, transferring groups other than amino-acyl groups
Source: RefSeq, a predicted model, not a curated record